AUGUUUACUGCAAAAAAACUACUUUGGGUGCUAAAAGAACAUGGACAGUCUUGGGAUGGCGCUUAUUUUCGUGACACUAUCCUUCGACAACAGGUGAUCCCAUUUCUUCGUGAUUCGUCCAAUGUUCUCGAUACGAACGAAGUGAUAUUUCUUCACGACAAGGCACCUUGUAUGAAAGCGAAUGCAACACAACAUCUUUUAGAAGAUGAGAAUGUGAAUUUCUGGGGAAAUUCAAUUUGGCCAGGCAAUAGUCCUGACAUGAAUCCUGCAGAAAAUAUUGGUGCAAUUAUUAAAGAUAAAGUUGAGAAACUAAUGGCAAAUGAAGAUCGUCGUAGCAGAUACAAUUACGAUGCACUGAAAACGAAUUUGGAGAAUACGCUCAAAGAUCUUGAAAAUGAUACAGAUCUUUUUAUUGACUUGUUAUGCUCGAUGCGAAAAAGAUUUGAUGCUCUCAAGGCUGCUGAUGGGGGUCAUACGAAGUUCUGA
Molecule: messenger RNA, 486 nt
Organism: Rotaria sp. Silwood1
Lineage: Eukaryota; Metazoa; Rotifera; Eurotatoria; Philodinida; Philodinidae
Source: the annotation of a GenBank genome assembly